GCGAUGACAGAGGGUACGGAAAUGAAGCUGAAGGUUGCUAAUCUAGGGUGUAAACGCUGCUACAAGAAGAUCAAGAAACUGCUCUGUAAAUUUCCUGAAAUACGAGACCAGACUUUCAAUGAGAAGGAAGACACCGUGAUAAUCAAAGUAGUAUGCUGCUGCCCUGAGAAAAUCAGAACGAAGCUUAUCUGCGAAGGUGGCUGUCUCAUUGUGAGUAUCGAGGUUAUACUACCGCCACCUCCACCUCCACCGCCACCGCCACCGCCACCUCCACCUCCACCUCCACCUCCACCGCCACCGCCACCUCCACCUCCACCGGCACCUCCACCGCCAGUGUAUUUAGUAGUCAUCUAUCCAAGUGGGUGUUGCUGUGACAGACGCUAUGGUUGCCGUUGUGAAAUCGUUAUUGAAGAAAAUCCGACAUGCACCAUCAUGUGAAUCAUACUCCAUCGUGGUUGUCGUUGUCUGGUGUUUUUAAUUCCUUUUCUCAGUUGGGUGUUGAGUCGGUGAUCAGUUCUUUUGGGUUCUUUUCUCGUCCACAACAUCAAGGCUGUAUAGGCCAAUAAUGUUUGUGGACUAAUAGAUGUUGAUUUCAUCCUUAGAUGCUUAUAAUUCACUUAAAAAAGAUUAUCAAAAGCACCUUUUGUAAGGGCCCUUUUGAAG
Messenger RNA from Vitis riparia (riverbank grape), 663 nucleotides. RefSeq names its product chitin-binding lectin 1-like. The coding region runs from base 4 to 438 and encodes 144 amino acids. The record is from RefSeq and is a predicted model, not a curated record. Gene Ontology annotation, biological process: regulation of defense response to fungus. Lineage: Eukaryota; Viridiplantae; Streptophyta; Magnoliopsida; Vitales; Vitaceae. Gene Ontology annotation, molecular function: metal ion binding. The transcript has 3 exons.